Molecule: messenger RNA, 1074 nt
Organism: Gadus macrocephalus (Pacific cod)
Lineage: Eukaryota; Metazoa; Chordata; Actinopteri; Gadiformes; Gadidae
Product: solute carrier family 41 member 1-like
Biological process (GO): monoatomic cation transport
Cellular component (GO): plasma membrane
Molecular function (GO): monoatomic cation transmembrane transporter activity
Source: RefSeq, a predicted model, not a curated record
CAAUUUCUAGUCUUUUUUACACGUAGUAAGUUUCAAUAACUCCAUACCAUUACAUAUCGACAUUCAAGGAGCAAAGAUGAGACGUCGUUGUGUGGUGAGAACUGAUAGAAAAUCGUAAACAACAACAAUCGCCGGUGGGGAGAAGCCAUUUUUCCAUUGACUGGAAGCCUGCUUUAUUUAUUGUAGGUUACAAAAAAUAAAGAAAAUGGCGGCAUUGUUGUUGUUUACGAUUUUGUAUCAGUUCUCACCACACAACGACGUCUCAUCUUUGCUGCUUAAAUGUCGGUAUGUAAUGGUAUGGAGUUAUUGAAACUUACUACGUGUAAAAAAGACUAGAAAUUGAAUGUUUAUUUUUAAGCCUCGAAAGUUGCACUGGGUGCCUUUAAGAAGGGCUGGUGAUGGUGGGGUUUCAAUUCUACUGGAAUUUGUUAUGAAGGGCUGGUUAUGGUCGCCGUGAUCGUGGGGUCCAGGAAGUUGGGGGUCAACCCGGACAACCUGGCCAUGUCCAUCGCAGCGAGCCUGAGUGACCUCAUCACCUUGUCACUGCUCGCUGCCAUCAGCAGCUUCCUGUUCCACCACAGAGACCUGUGGUUCCUGCCCCCUGCGGUUGGCCACUACUUCCUGCUCCUCAUACCCCUCUGGGUCUCCGUCACCCGAUGCUCCCCACCAAUAGAGGUGCUGCAAUCGGGCCUAGUGGGCAUGGCCCUCAGCAGCAUCGGCGGUCUGAUUCUCGACAGAACAGUGAGUGAUCCCAACUUUGAAGGUAUGGCGAUCUUUACACCAAUGAUCAACGGUCAGACCUUCAUCCUCUGGUCCCUGGGGGCCCCCCUCCUCCAGGUCAGACCUUCACCCUCGGGUCCCUGGGGGCCCCCCUCCUCCAGGUCAGACCUUCACUCUCUGGUCCCUGGGGGCCCCCCUCCUCCAGGUCAGACCUUCAUCCUCUGGUCCCUGGAGGCCCCCCGCCUCCAGGUGGUGCUGCUGCUCUACAGGGCCGACCUGAUGGUGCGCUGGAUGUGGAGCCGCAGGGUGGUCCCUGAUUCCUCCUCCAUCCCAUACCUGACCACCCUGGGGUAG